AUGGCAGAUGAGAACAAAUUACCCACAAGUUCCUUGAAGGAUAUCUUCAUCGAACAGUAUCUUAUAAAGGAGACCAUUGGCGCUGGAGGCUUUGGGCACGUGAAGCUGGCCCAUCACAGCCUCACAGACACCAAGGUGGCGGUGAAAGAGCUCGUGAAGCUUGGACAGCAUUGCAGUCAUCUGGUCGAAAAUGAGGUGGACAUUGUCAAGUCUCUACAUCAUCCACAUGUGAUCAGAUUGUACCAGGUGAUUGAGAAGGAGGACAAAGUAUACCUGGUCAUGGAACUGGCUGCCAAAGGGGACCUUCUGCAGAGGAUCCAAAACUCCCACCGUCUAUUUGAAGAUGAAGCCAGGAGGCUCUUCAAACAGAUUGUGAGUGCUGUACACUACUUUCACCAAAACGGAAUUGCACACCGAGACCUAAAGCCCAACAACAUCCUAUUGGAUGCCAAAGGCAAUGCCAAGGUCAGCGACUUUGGCCUGAGCAUCAAGUUCACCAAGGGACAGUUGCUGAAGGACAUAUGUGGUGCCUUAAUAUUCCGCGCCCCUGAAGUCUUCCUGUGCCAAGGAUAUGAUAGCUUCCAGGUGGACAUCUGGAGCCUGGGCAUCCUUUUGUAUUUUAUGAUUUCAGGAAAGUUCCCAUUUGAGGGGAGGGAUUUUGCCCAGGUAAAGGUACUAGUCCUGAAGGGCAGGUACCUGGUUCCAUUUUACCUGUCUGCAAAAGGACAACGUGUCAUCUCCCAAUUGUUAACUGUGGACCCAAAGCAAAGACCUAAUAUAGUACAAAUAAUGGAGAACCCAUGGCUCAACCAAGGUCAGAAAUGUUCCCCACAUCCUGCUGAGCCACUGCCCAAUAACUUGAACCCCAUUAUUGUCGUAGUAAUGCGUGUCAUGGGGUACAGGCUAUUUGAGAUUCGCCAGUCUAUACAGGACAGAACAUUCAAUGAAGUCAUGGGCACAUACCUUUUAAUUGAAGAACACUUAAAGCAGAAUGCCAGCUGUGUUGAAGUUGAAACAGUGCGUCCAACAGUUCCACCAUGCCCAACUCCUGCAGACCUUUCCACUUUCUCUGUCCCUCCACAAAGGAGAGCCAGUUUACCUACCUUGUUUAGCACAUUCACUUUGUCAUCUGAAUUCCAUAUGCACUAUGAUGGCAAGUGGUCACCACCAAAGAGAGGCCUACGUGCCACUCGGCCUGACAUUCCCCUCUGCUUCCCGCAAGAGAACCCCAGUCCCAGCAUAACCCCACACUAUGAUUCUGUGGUUUCCCUUAGCUGCUCCUUCUUCUUGAGCAGCAAUGAAAGAUGUCAGUCAGAGGAAAACACCCUUCUCCCUGGGCAGCUGCAAGAUGAGACCAUAGACUCUAGCCCAAAUAAGAGAUGGAGUUGGAGGAGGGUGGCUAACAGGAUAGCCACCACUCUUCAGAGAAUAUGCUGCUGUGUGCGGACCCAAAAGUAA
Perognathus longimembris pacificus (Pacific pocket mouse) is the source of this 1458-nucleotide messenger RNA. RefSeq names its product sperm motility kinase Z-like. The transcript has a single exon. Bases 1 to 1458 code for a protein of 485 amino acids. Gene Ontology annotation, molecular function: protein serine/threonine kinase activity; ATP binding; tau-protein kinase activity. Gene Ontology annotation, biological process: protein phosphorylation; intracellular signal transduction; microtubule cytoskeleton organization. NCBI's taxonomy places the organism in Eukaryota, Metazoa, Chordata, Mammalia, Rodentia, Heteromyidae. The record is from RefSeq and is a predicted model, not a curated record. Gene Ontology annotation, cellular component: cytoplasm.